Thrips palmi is the source of this 4589-nucleotide messenger RNA. It is a transcript of the gene spas, whose product is annotated as spastin. Gene Ontology annotation, cellular component: microtubule cytoskeleton. The transcript has 9 exons. Gene Ontology annotation, molecular function: microtubule severing ATPase activity; ATP hydrolysis activity; ATP binding. Bases 96 to 2003 code for a protein of 635 amino acids. NCBI's taxonomy places the organism in Eukaryota, Metazoa, Arthropoda, Insecta, Thysanoptera, Thripidae. The record is from RefSeq and is a predicted model, not a curated record.
CGUCUGUCGUCUGUCAGCUGUCAGUCAGCAGUGGCAGUAACCUCUUGAUGGUGGAUUCUGAAGGCUGUCCUCUGGGAUGGCAGAAAAGUAGCUAAAUGGUUGUUAAGGAAAAUUCAAAAUCCAAAACAACUAAGAAAUCAAGAAAAUCAGAUGAAGAUUCUACGACGGGAGCAGACGAACCCAUAUCCGUUCACAAGCGAAAUCUAUACUUCGUGUCUUUCCCUGUUGUAUUUGUUUUCAACAUACUCAGCUCCCUGGUGUAUCACCUCUACCUCAUUUUCAAGUAUUUCUACUGCCACUUUGCGAGGUUCGGCUUGCUUCAGCGUCUUCGGAGGCGAGCAGCAACCCAUGUUCAGGAGCUGUCUGAUGAAAACACUCUGUGCGAAGCCCCGCCACACAUCUCUGAAAUGUCAACAAAGUUGGGUCCAAAACACUCAUCUGGCCCAGGGCCAGCAGACCCCCUGCUGGCCAAGCAGAAAGCUCACCAUCGGAAAGCCUUUGAGUAUAUUUCUAAAGCACUCAAGAUUGAUGAAGAAAACGAAGGUCAAAAGGAUCUGGCAAUUGAGCUCUAUCGCAAAGGAAUACUUGAAUUAGAGAAGGGGAUUGCAAUUGACUGCACUGGCGGCAAGGGAGAAGUGUGGGAACGUGCACAGAGACUUCACGUCAAGAUGAAGACAAACCUGAGCAUGGCUAAGGAUAGACUGUCAUUCCUAGAAAAUCAGACGUCACCAGUGGAAUGCACUGAAAUGGAAAAACUUGGCAUCCUCCCAAAUAUAGCAUCUGGUCGGAAACUUCAACUUCCUAUGAAGAAAGCUACAGAAGGAGUUGGCAGCGGCCAUAAUAGAAGCAAUACCCUCCCUCGGAACAUGGGAUCAAGAUCAUGGAGCAAUAUAAGCAGCGCUCGUGUUGUUAAACCCUCAUCAACACCACCUGCUGUGAAACGCCAGAUGUCGGGCCCUAGUAGUUCUCCAGUCCAUAGGUCAAGCAGCAGCAGUGGGGGAAGCCAUAGUAGCCAUGCAGGCCACAGCAGGCAUGGUAGUGGGCAUGGCGCUGGCAACAAUUCUGUGGGACCUGGUGCCCCAGGCAAACGGCAACCUGUCUUGAAAGGGGUUGAUUCUAAGCUUGCCAACCUUAUCCUUGAUGAAAUUGUUGAGGGUAGCUGUCCAGUGCAGUGGGAUGAUAUUGCUGGUCAAAAGGUUGCUAAACAAGCUCUACAAGAAAUGGUAAUACUUCCAUCUUUAAGACCUGAACUGUUCACUGGCUUAAGAGCUCCUUCGAGAGGCUUGCUCUUAUUUGGCCCUCCAGGUAAUGGGAAAACACUUCUGGCACGAGCUGUUGCCACAGAGUGCAAGGCCACCUUUUUCUGCAUUAGUGCUGCUAGCCUCACUUCUAAAUAUGUUGGCGAAGGUGAAAAACUAGUCAGAGCACUAUUUGCUGUUGCAAGAGAACUUCAGCCGUCAAUUAUAUUUAUGGAUGAAGUAGAUUCACUUCUUUCUGAAAGAAGAGAAGGAGAAAAUGAAGCAAGCCGUCGACUCAAAACUGAGUUUUUACUGGAGUUUGAUGGUCUUGGUACAAAUAGUGAAGAAAGGCUUCUAAUCAUUGCAGCCACCAAUCGUCCCCAGGAACUUGAUGAAGCAGCAUUGAGACGUUUUCCAAAGAGAAUUUAUGUAUCACUUCCUGAUACAUUAACCAGAGAAACACUUUUAAGGCACUUGCUGAGUAAACAUAAUAAUCCUUUGUCAGGGUCAGAGCUUAAAAAGUUAGCAGAUCUUACCGAGGGCUAUUCAGGAUCAGAUCUUACUGCUCUAGCUAAAGAUGCUGCAUUGGGACCCAUCAGAGAACUGAAUCCAGAUCAAGUGCGCAAUUUGGAUCCGAAGAAAGUGCGCAGUAUUUCAUAUGAAGACUUUCAAGAAUCCCUGCGUCGAAUACGUCACAGUGUUUCUCCUGGCAGUUUACUUUUAUAUCAAAAGUGGAAUGAGGAACAUGGGGACAUGACCAUCUAAACUGAAGCACAAUUUGUAAUGCUGGCGAUAGGCCUUCAUCCAAGGACAUCUAUGUUUUGUAUUGAUGUUGAAUUGUGGUUUUAGUAGCAUUGCUUCUGAUUUUGUUCUGGGCCCCCUGCAUUGUUGUGCUGCAUCUUGUUUUGUGCCAAGGUAGUCAUUUUUUGUUGCAUUUCAGAAUUGUUAUUGUUUGUUUAGGUGCUAUUGUAGUUUUUUGUUUGAGUGAAGGUAGUAUAGGUCUUUAAGUUUCAGUGAUAUUAGGUAUGUUAGUCUCCUAAAUAUUACUUUAAAUUUUUUUGUGAACAAUUUACACUUUAUGUCAGAGAUCUGGAUGUAAAGUCAGUCGCACAUAGUGCUUUAUUUUAACUGUGCCUUAUGUUGAUUCUUUUUAUAUUUGCUCAUGUUGAUUACAUACUUCAAACUUUAAAGUCAAACGCAUUUUUGGGAUGGAAGAAAUAUGGAAUUUUGUUUUCUUGUUGCAAUAAUACUUUGAAGUUUUCUGUUUCACAAUCUUCAGAGUUGCUUCCUUGAAAUGAGUGCACGGUACUGGUAUGUGCUCGUGCUCAUUUAUUGUUAUCAAGUUAUCGAGUAUUUAUGUGAGCAGGGAAAACAUUCCUUCUAGAAACCGGAUAUAAAACUGCUCUUCUUGUCAAGUAAUGCUGUUCUAAGAUGUUUUGUUGCUAACCCUUUGAGUAUUGAAAACAUUCCUCUGUUUAUAAAUGUCGUCAAUAUUAGCUUGAAAUUCGUUCUAGAGUAAGCUUGCUUAGCAUUUCUGAACUCAGUUUUAGUUUUUAUCACUAAAGCGGAUUUUAACAUGUUCUUCUUAACUUUGUGGGUUUUUCUUUAUAAGGUCUCGUGCUGUUUAAGUUCAUUAUUGAGUAUACAUCAGUUGGUCUUCAGGUUGAGAAUUUUGUUAUAAUCUUUGCCUCAAUCGAAAAAUGUUUUCCUCAUUGAAAGAGGCAUGAGUUUGCUUCCUUAUUUCCAUCCUGGUUCUAUUCAUUGUGUUAAUUUUCUAAUCAGUCAAUGGAGGAAUGAUUAUCACAUAGUAACAGCGUAGAGUUAACAUAAUUUUUAAUGCUGCACGUCCUGACAUUUGUUUUGAACUGAAUGAAAGCAAAGACUGUCAUCUUUUUGAAUGGUUUGGGGUAAAUUGUUUUUCAUUGAUUAAAGAAAUUUUUAAUGAGAUUUAUGAAAAAGUUCUGGCAGUCACCAAUAUUUUUCUCUUUUCUUUAUAAGGUGUUAGUUUUCAGAUAGCAACAUUGCUGUACUAUUAUUAUUUUAGGAUUUUUGAAUCAAAGUGAAUACUGUAGUUCCCCAGAUCCUGGAAACAUUUGUACAGUCUGAAUAUUUUACAAUUUCUUACAUUUCAGGUAUUAUCUUGUGUUUAAACCUGACAAACUGGUUGCUGUGUUCCCCUAAUUUUAUCAUGUAAGAACUUGACUAGUAUUAAUUUACUUAUGGUAUUUGUUGUACUACUGAAAGCUCCUUUAAGUUUUUUGUACCAGGAAUUUUGCUCUAUGGUGAAUAAUUUUAUUUAACUGUACCUUGUAAAAACUGACUCAAACAUUUUGUUCAUGGUAGAGGCAAGAUUCCAUUCAAACCAUACUUGUGUUUUUCAGCUUUGAAAUGCUCAAAAUAUGUUAAUAGGAGCUAGUGUGCUGUAACUUUAAGUUGUGACCAACUAUGCAUUUCUCUCUGACACUAACAAGAAAUAAUUAAUAUUACCAUACUUCAUAAUUUUGAAAUGAAUUUCCCCCAUUUUAUUGAAGGGUACUAAAAAAUCGAAUGUUUUUUUCUUUUUCUUUUUUCAAUGUUAACUGACUGAAAUUGGUGACUUAGGUCCUAAGUUUGCUUUCUGGUGUCAGAGAUCAUCAUUCUAGUCUUUAUUCAUGGAAGUUGUAAUAGUUGUUUUGUGGGCGACACAGACAAAAAUGUGCAGAGAUUUCUGGUGUGGGAUCCUUGGCUACAUCAGUUUCAACCAUGUUAGUUUAUUUCAUUGAAAUGUCCCAGCUGAAAUUUUGUCAAACAUUGAAUUGCCCAGGCUUAUCUUUAUUUUGUCAGGAAGGUUGUUGUUACUUUGUGACUUGAUGACAUAAAAUUGAUUUCACAUCAUAGGUUUGUUUCGUGCAGCUUUUCAUUAGCAACAAUUUUGCUUGAUUUUGCCGGGGAAGAACAUAUGAAAAGAUGUGGAAGUUCACUCACGUAACAUUACAAACCGUUUGUUACCUGUUUUCCAUGUUUGAUUUUAUUUAACAGAGUGCAAUGCACAUAAUUGUACAAUUUUACAACAUGGUUUAUUUUUAUGUGAUGUUACUGUACAGGUAGCAGGAAGAUGUAGAAGUGAAUCAAAUUUGAAUGUAGAUGGUUUCCUUACUUUCACUAUUAAUUGAGAACACUAUUUUUCUAAGUGAAGAAAUGGGUAAUCUUUCACUACUGUGAAUCCUAUUCAAGUGUGUGUGGAUACUACCCUGUUGAAUCUAGUCCCAAUCUCUGGCAUGCUGCUGCUUUAAGUGAGGUUUACUGCACAAAUGUGUCAUGGUUCACAGUAUGGAAUCGAAAUUUAUGAGAAAUAAACAAUAUCAGCACUUA